Cyprinus carpio (common carp) is the source of this 1295-nucleotide messenger RNA. RefSeq names its product UBX domain-containing protein 1-like. The coding region runs from base 232 to 1014 and encodes 260 amino acids. The transcript is spliced from 10 exons. The record is from RefSeq and is a predicted model, not a curated record. Lineage: Eukaryota; Metazoa; Chordata; Actinopteri; Cypriniformes; Cyprinidae. Gene Ontology annotation, molecular function: protein binding.
CUUUAUUGUGUCCCUGCAGCCCUCCAUAGCAGCUAAUCAUGUGGAAGAGCAGAGAAAGCGAAUUGAUCUUUGCGGCUUUCCGUAGAUGUGUGUGGAAGCAACCCAGUGCUGGCAACAAAUCACAAUGGCUGAGUGCACUACGUUUGAUAGUCUGCUGGAAAAGUGGGAUUCGACAGAAACAGAGCGGAGAAGGCAGUAGCACAUACUGGAAACCAGGGCAUUGAGAAAGCGAUGGACUGGUUAAUGGAGCAUGAGAAUGAUCCAGAUAUAGACGAGCCUUAUGUUCCGCCUGCUGGACAUACUCUCGGCACAACAGAAGAACAGAGCCAGUCUCCCACAGAACCCUCUGAAUCCACUGAAGUUGCUGAACAAGAGGGAGAUCCUAAACAACCUAGGUCAGAGGAAGAAAGGAAGGAACAAGUAAAACGACUGGAGGAGUUGAUGAAGAUAAGACAGGAGGAGAGGAGAGAGAGAGAGCGAAAGGAGGAAAUAGAAAGAGAAAAGCAGAGGAGGAAACAGGGCCAAGACCUGCUGCAUGUUAAACAGAAGCUUCAAGAUGACGAAAUGAAGAAGCUAGCGGAUCAGCGCAGGAGAGAGAAGAUGGAGGACAAGCUUGCCAAGCAGCGAGUUAAAGAAAAGAUUGCACGAGACAGAGAGGAGAGGGCACGAAAGUUUGGAGGUGGUUCAUCAAGCAUGGGUUUGUCAUCUCCCCCCUCUGAAGCCCCUCUGCAGUCUCCACCUGAGAACCAAGAGGCUUCUCAUCCUAAGAAAGACUACGAUGACUGUCGGAUACAGGUGCGUCUUCUAGAUGGAUCCACCUUGAGCAAUGUCUUCAAGGCUCAGGAGCCUCUGGCUGCUGUGAGAGUCUAUGUUCAGAUGAAUGGGGCAAACGGACAGGAUUUCAACCUCAUCACCCCAUAUCCCAGACGUGUGUUCACAGAUCUAGACAUGGAAAAACCCCUGUGUGAGCUGGGUUUGGUGCCUUCUGCCGUCCUUGUCGUUAUCAAGAAAUGAAGUGAAACAAUUUUUAGAAACAAGCUGUUCUUCCAGACGUCAAUGCAAGUUCAAAAGGAUUUCUCUGUGGAGAAUAUGAAUCAGUGGACUGCAAUGAUUUCACUUGAAGCACCAAACAUGCAAUGCAGUGAAGUGAUCAAUAAUUUCAUUAAACAUAAACCUGUUGAUAUUGCUUAAUAAAGGGUCAAGUGAGUUUUCACAGUGAUGAUCAUUGAGAAGGUGGUGUUACCUUCAUGUUUUGAAAGACAUUUUCAACAAUAAAAUUUAUCUUACUCCUCUUA